Messenger RNA from Mastomys coucha (southern multimammate mouse), 1779 nucleotides. It is a transcript of the gene Sostdc1, whose product is annotated as sclerostin domain containing 1. The record is from RefSeq and is a predicted model, not a curated record. Bases 137 to 757 code for a protein of 206 amino acids. Lineage: Eukaryota; Metazoa; Chordata; Mammalia; Rodentia; Muridae. Gene Ontology annotation, biological process: negative regulation of Wnt signaling pathway; negative regulation of BMP signaling pathway. The transcript is spliced from 2 exons. Gene Ontology annotation, molecular function: BMP binding.
ACAACUUUACACCUGAAUGAACGCCAAGCCUCUGGCUAUAUAAAGGGAACCUUGGGGAGGGAUUCCACAGUCAAUAGUGCAGAGGCAGGGGGAAAGAAUCAAGCGGCUCCUCAGCCAAGCAAAUCCUCCACUCAUCAUGCUUCCUCCUGCCAUUCAUCUCUCUCUCAUUCCCCUUCUCUGCAUCUUGAUGAAAAACUGUUUGGCUUUUAAAAAUGAUGCCACAGAAAUCCUUUAUUCACAUGUGGUUAAACCUGUUCCAGCACACCCCAGCAGCAACAGCACCUUGAAUCAAGCCAGGAAUGGAGGCAGGCAUUUCAGUAGCACUGGACUGGAUCGCAACAGUCGAGUUCAAGUGGGCUGCAGGGAACUGAGGUCCACCAAAUACAUUUCGGAUGGCCAGUGCACCAGUAUCAGCCCUCUGAAGGAGCUGGUGUGCGCGGGCGAGUGCUUGCCCCUGCCGGUGCUUCCCAACUGGAUCGGAGGAGGCUACGGAACAAAGUACUGGAGCCGGAGGAGCUCCCAGGAGUGGCGGUGUGUCAAUGACAAGACUCGCACCCAGAGAAUCCAGCUGCAGUGUCAGGACGGCAGCACACGCACCUACAAAAUCACCGUGGUCACGGCGUGCAAGUGCAAGAGGUAUACCCGGCAGCACAACGAGUCCAGUCACAACUUUGAAAGCGUGUCGCCAGCCAAGCCCGCCCAGCACCACAGAGAGCGGAAGAGAGCCAGCAAAUCCAGCAAGCACAGUCUGAGCUAGAGCUGGUCUGACUAGAAAGCAUCUGCUACCCAGAUUUGAUUGCUUGGAAGACUCUCUCGAGCCUGCCAUUGCUCUUUCCUCACUUGAAAGUAUAUGCUUUCUGCUUUGAUCAGGCCCAGCAGGCUGUCCUUCUCUGGGACCAUCUCUGGGACUAGCUUUUCCUUUGCAAGUGUCUCAAGAUGUAAUGAGUAGUUUGCAGCGAAAGCCAGGCAUCCUGUAGUUUCCAUCCCCCUCCCCCAGUCAUUUCUUAAAAAGCACCUGAUGCUGCGUCCUGUUACAGUUUAAAAAAAACCAAACGCUCUACUCCCUAGCCCGAUCUUAACCCUUCCCAAACUAAAUCCCUCAGAACCGGAGAAGUUCAUCGAAAAAUGUAUCUUCACAGAACAUUUCAGAAAGGAGGCUUUUCCAGUAGUUUUUAUGGGAAUAGUUUGACAGGCAGGGGUUAGCUUCCUUUGAAAGAGAGGCAAACCUUGUGACAUUUCACUUCAAAAAUAAGCCCGGUGGCAUUUUCCAGUCUCAGUGUGAAAUUAUUCCCCGCAUGUUGACCUCUGUUGGAGUGGAAUGCCAGCAAUGCAUGGCAGCAGCUAAUAGGUAAAGCCGGUUAUUUAUUUGUCAAUGUUGUUAUUUAAUGAGCUCUUGCAUGUGAUUUUUUUCAAAAAUGUUAAUUUUUUUUUUUUUUAUGUUUUGAAGCUUUUUCAUGUACCUAAAUAUUUCCCAAUAUGAUUUGUGGUUGGUUUAGAAAUAUGGAAAUAACAUGUUGUAGAUAUGUAAAGUAAAUAUUUUAGUCUCCUUAUAUAUUACAUGGUUUAUCAUACACUUUGUCAUUAGCAUGGUUCUCUGUAAAGCUGAAGUAGGUAAUACUUUAUUAUUUAGUCCAUGAAAUCAGAAGGCAGCUUGGCCUUCAAUGCCAUUGGUUUCUUUUAAUAAACAUAAACACUGCUAAAUGCUGUUGUCCUUGCCUCUGACGAGUAUAAAAAGGUGCAUGCUUGCAGACAUUGUAAAAUAAAGUUCUAAGUGUAAUC